UUUUCAUUCACCAUAAUGUCUUUCACUGGGAACUAUGAGCUGGAGAGUCAAGAAAACUAUGAAGAAUUCCUCAAAGAAAUUGGACUUCUCAGUGCCAAGACUGACAGCAAAGUCCAGACAGAAGUCCUUCAGGAUGGAAAUGACUUCACGUGGACUCAAACUACCCCCAAGUGGACUUGGUCAAAUAAAUUCACCACUGGUCAGGAAUGUGAGCUGUUUACAAUGACGGGCUCCACAUUCAAGGCCCCCGUCAGUAUGGACGGUGGGAAGAUUUCUGUAUUAUUUCCGCAAUACCUCUUCACAGCUGAGAUGGUGAACGAUAAGUUGGUCAUGAAAUGCAUCACUCCGGGAGAGAAGGGUGUGACUUUCACAAGAGUGAGCAAGAGGACGUCUGACUGCAAGACCCAACACGCUUGAAAAGAACUGACGCUGUAUUGAAGUUGCUGUUGCAAAUGGUGGAAUGGUACAAAACAUCUGUUGACUUGAAAUGACAUUUCCGUACAACUGACCCAAGGCCAGCAUUUUGGGUUGAAGUCAAUAAAAGUAUCACUUGACUCAUUUUUAACUCAGUGAUUUUCCAUUGAGCCAUUUAAAAACAAAACAUUUUUAGUACAGUACUGAAGUCCACUGCAAAGAUGUAUCCACAUUCCAAGAACAUGAAAA
This is a messenger RNA of Hippocampus zosterae (dwarf seahorse), 663 nucleotides long. Its product is annotated as gastrotropin-like. The coding region runs from base 16 to 417 and encodes 133 amino acids. Gene Ontology annotation, molecular function: fatty acid binding. NCBI's taxonomy places the organism in Eukaryota, Metazoa, Chordata, Actinopteri, Syngnathiformes, Syngnathidae. Gene Ontology annotation, cellular component: nucleus; cytosol. The transcript has 4 exons. The record is from RefSeq and is a predicted model, not a curated record. Gene Ontology annotation, biological process: fatty acid transport.